AAAUCGAAGUCUCGACGACGUGUCCAGCAUUAGCCACAUUACGGACUCAAACAUCAGUCUUCAAGUCUGGGCGCUCGUUGAAGUUUUGUCUACUUUAUCCUAGUCGAGCUGGACAACCGCUAACAAAACUCUACAAGGCACGUCGUCAAGCGUUCAGAGAUCAAGUGGGGAAUAUGUUCGUGAGAACUAUGCCGGCUGCAGAAAAGUUCCAGGAGUGACUUUGUGGAGUAAAAGAGGAGCCCCCACGCCACGAAGACUCGACUAUGUGCAAAAUGAUGCACGCAAAGGUUGUUCUUCGCAGACUCGAAGAUCGUCUUGAGCACCAGGAGUCUGCAUGCGUCAAGGGGGAGGAGGAAGAGUGUCCAUGCACCAAGGAGAAGGAAGAGUCGCCAUACAUCAAGGAGGAAGAGUCUGUUCACAUUAAAGGUUUCAGAAGAAAUCUUGGUGCUGAGCCAGAAUCUUCUGGCAUAAAAGAGGAUGUUGAGCUCCCCCAAAUCAGAGAGGAGGAGAAGGAGGGAGAACAGCAACUUCCAGUCGAAAAGGAGGAUGACCAGCUGCCAUUUGGUAAAGAGGAGGAGCAUAUCAACAGGUUGACUGGUGAGCCCUUGAAGAGUGAAGAUGGUCCGAGUGAGGCCAGCAGAGGGGGGAGUCGCAGCAGCUCAACAGAAGGAUUGCAAGCAGAUAUUUACAUUCCUCCAUCAGACAGAGAUGGCGCCACGUCACACUCAACUUACAAGGAUGAUGGUCAUAAGACAUCUCGCGGUGACGACAAACUCUGCAAAUGCUCUCAGUGCGGGAAAACCUUUGCUACUAAGCAAAAUUGUCGUAUGCAUAUGAGGAUACACACUGGUGAAAAACCUUAUGUCUGCUCAGUUUGUGGUCAAAGAUUCACUCAAAAGCAAACCUUACAAAGUCAUGCAAGAACCCACACUGGAGAAAAACCUUUUUCCUGCUCCGUUUGUGGUCAAGGAUUCAGUCGUUCAGAUACCUUUAAACAACACGAAAGAACCCACACUGGAGAAAAACCUUUUUCCUGCUCCAUUUGUGCUAAAAGAUUUGCUUUCAAGCAAACCUUAAAAGGACACACAAGAACCCACACUGGCGAAAAACCUUUUUCCUGCUCCGUUUGUGCUAAAAGAUUUGCUUUCAAGCAAACCUUAAAAGGACACACAAGAACCCACACUGGCGAAAAACCUUUUUCCUGCUCGGUUUGUGAUCAAAGAUUUGCUCAGAAGGCACACUUAAAACAACACACAAGAACCCACACUGGCGAAAAACCUUUUUCCUGCUCAGUUUGUGGAAAAGGAUUCACUUCAAAGAGCGAUCUAAUAAUUCACACAAGAACCCACACUGGAGAAAAACCUUUUUCUUGCUCAGUUUGUGGUCAAAGAUACGCUAAAAAGCAAACCUUACAAAGUCAUGCAAGAACCCACACUGGAGAAAAACCUUUUCCCUGCUCAGUUUGUGGUCAAAGAUUUUCUCGGAAGCAAUACUUGGAAGAACACCUAAGAGCCCACACCGGGGAAAAACCUUUUUCCUGCUCAGUUUGUGGUCAAGGAUUCAGUCGUUCAGAUACCUUUAAAAAACACGAAAGAACCCACACUGGCGAAAAACCUUUUUCCUGCUCGGUUUGUGAUCAAAGAUUUGCUCGGACGGCACACUUAAAACAACACACAAGAACCCACACUGGCGAAAAACCUUUUUCCUGCUCAGUUUGUGGCAAAGGAUUAUCUUCAAAGAGAGAACUAACACUUCACACAAGAAUCCACACUGGAGAAAAACCUUUUUCCUGCUCAGUUUGUGAUCAAAGAUUUGCUUGCAAGAAACACUUAAUAGGACACACAAGAAUCCACACUGGAGAAAAACCUUUUUCCUGCUCCGUUUGUGCUAAAAGAUUUGCUUUCAAGCAAACCUUAAAAGGACACACAAGAACCCACACUGGCGAAAAACCUUUUUCCUGCUCGGUUUGUGAUCAAAGAUUUGCUCAGAAGGCACACUUAAAACAACACACAAGAACCCACACUGGCGAAAAACCUUUUUUCUGCUCAGUUUGUGGAAAAGGAUUCACUUCAAAGAGCGAUCUAAUAAUUCACACAAGAACCCACACUGGAGAAAAACCUUUUUCUUGCUCAGUUUGUGGUCAAAGAUACGCUAAAAAGCAAACCUUACAAAGUCAUGCAAGAACCCACACUGGAGAAAAACCUUUUCCCUGCUUAGUUUGUGGUCAAAGAUUUUCUCGGAAGCAAUACUUGGAAGAACACCUAAGAGCCCACACUGGUGAAAAACCUUUUUCCUGCUCGGUUUGUGAUCAAAGAUUUGCUCGGAAGGAACACUUAAAACAACACACAAGAACCCACACUGGCGAAAACCCUUUUUCCUGCUCAGUUUGUGGCAAAGGAUUAUCUUCAAAGAGAGAACUAACACUUCACACAAGAAUCCACACUGGAGAAAAACCUUUUUCCUGCUCCGUUUGUGGUCAGGGAUUCGCACGGAGAAAAACCUUACAGAGUCACGAAAGAAACCACACUGGUGAAAAACCUUUUUCCUGCUCCGUUUGUGGUCAAAGAUUCGCUCGGAAGGAUUGGAUAAAGAGACACGUGUGUGUUGGUGUGGGAAGCAGUGGCAAAUGACUUAUUUUGCCUGUCAUCCAUCCUGGCUUCAUCAGAUCUUGCACCCAGGACGAUUGUAUUCCGUUGAACUUUCUUAAAUCCUGUUGAGGAUUGGCACGUUUAGUUCCUUGCUCAGUCCAAUCGUUGUAUGAUGUGCAUCCACCCUAUUGCCAAAACCUCACCUGAUUGAACUCUCUCAAGUAGCAUUUUUUUAUAUAAUACUCUCCCUCUAAAGCUAUACUUUUCACAUUUAUUAUUUGAAACGGCAGACCCCAAAUUCCAAAAAUUCAAAAUCAUUCAUAAAUAAUGUCAUUAAAGAAAUAUGGAAAAUGAGGAUAUAUUGUUCAAUGUUGCAAAAUAAUAGUAAAAGAAAUAUUGGCUCACAUAUUAAUUUUUUGUGGUGGGAUUAAUGUAUAUUUCAUUUUUUAAAAUUACUAUUACAUUCCUACUCGUGAUUGACGGAGGCAUGUUACAACGGAGUAUGAGUGCCUAAUAAAGAAAAACGGUGUUGGGGAGAGAGAAAAAAAGUUUUGGUAUAUCAUUUUUUUGAAAAAAAUUAGUCUCGACUGUAAUACAUAAAACGUACAAAAAAUUGUAUAUUUAACUUUAGAGACUAAAUUUACGUUGAAAAUGUUUUUGUUUGUUAAUAACAUGGUCACCACCUGACACCUUGCUUACUACAAGGGUAAAGUUGAAUAAGGCGCUAUAGGAACGAAAAAGUUCACUGUUCAGAGGAAGCAUUACCAUGGCGCAAAAACGAUUUUUUAGUAUCCAAAAACUGUGAAAUUAUAUAAAAUUCAAUUGAAAGUCGAAAAUGAUUAGGAUUAUGAUGAUAGUUUUGUAAUAGUGCACAGUGAGGAAAAGUUAGCUGCAGAUUUAGACUGUGGAGUCCAGAAAGGAAAUCUAUAUUUGUUGUCUUCAAAUAGGGAGGAUAAAUUUUUUUUUUUUUUUUUAGCUAAAGUAUUAUUUGUUAUUGCUGUUGAGCUUCCGCUGUGUAGAGCGCUGUUGGUUAUCUGUGUGCAAUUUGGGGUGUUAAACCGAGUCUUAUUGGACUUUAGCUUUCAAAUGUGUUCGUGUGUCAUUGCGCCGUCUAGCUGCUGGGAUUUGCAUUAUCAUACACUGGCACUUCUAUUUCCAAUACCAAAACUCCUAACACACACAGUAGUCGAAACAGAACGUUGUCUUUGUAGGAGCCUAGUACGUAAACUAUCCGGCAUUAUGGAGAUAGAAUAGUGCCAAAAGAUGUGAGGUUGUAAAAUGAAAAUUAUCCCUGUAAAAUGACCAAUUUUAACUAAAAAACAAAAAAAAAAAGCUCGAAGGAAUAAAUUGUUCUACAGGUUGUUUUUUUCUGUUUUCAAGUAUUUUUUUUGUUUUUUUUUGUUCUACAGGUGUUUUUUCUUCACUAUGGGUUAAAAAUGACCAAUUACAAGUG
This is a messenger RNA of Corythoichthys intestinalis (scribbled pipefish), 4041 nucleotides long. Its product is annotated as oocyte zinc finger protein XlCOF6-like. Gene Ontology annotation, biological process: regulation of transcription by RNA polymerase II. The transcript is spliced from 3 exons. Gene Ontology annotation, molecular function: RNA polymerase II cis-regulatory region sequence-specific DNA binding; DNA-binding transcription repressor activity, RNA polymerase II-specific. The coding region runs from base 264 to 2630 and encodes 788 amino acids. NCBI's taxonomy places the organism in Eukaryota, Metazoa, Chordata, Actinopteri, Syngnathiformes, Syngnathidae. Gene Ontology annotation, cellular component: nucleoplasm. The record is from RefSeq and is a predicted model, not a curated record.